UAACAAAAUUGAUAAUUAAUACAAUAGUAUGAUUAUUUUAAUCCAUAUUAAUAUAUAUUUACUGCAAAAUUAUAUUUCAUUUUGUUUAAGUAAAUGAAAGCAACUUUACGAACAGAUAAUUUGUGUUAUCUGAUUAGGCCCCAAAGAUCAGGUGAAUAUAUGGGGAGAGACCAGAAGAGAACCAUUCUUACUGAGUCAGUAUGGUUAGUACAUGAUUUAGUAGCGCUUGGACCGUUGCAAGUAAAGCGUGUGUCCAUUUGUGUCGCUUCGUGAAUAAGAAAAAUCAUCUGUAUAUUAUAUAGAAACUUCAUUGUAAUAUAAAAGGACAUAUCCUCAGCAUAAAAUGGUUUUAGAAGAUUACAAGGAAAUUGUAGGAACAUGUGCUUCGAUAUCAACAAUAGGCCAAAUGUUCGCCGGAACAUUGAUAUGCAGAGACAUUUACAAAAAAGGAUCUGCAAAAGGAUUUGAUCCCAUGCCGUUUCUAGGAGGUACAGGAAUGUCUAUUCUGAUGCUUCAGUAUGCACUAAUUCUUGGAGAUUCUGCUAUGAUUGUUGUCAAUGUUUUUGGCUUGUUAAUAAAUUUAGGGUAUAUUAUAUUCUACAUGUUGUAUGCACCUGAGAAAGGUGAUGUACUUGCAUUGAUAGGCAAAGCUGUGGCCUUUGUAGCAAUAUUCAUUGGAUAUGCACAAUGGGAACAUAAGGAUAACAUAGAAUUCCGAUUUGGAAUUAUCAUUACAGUUCUUUUAUUCCUUUUGAUUGCAUCACCACUCUUUCACCUUGGAGAAAUUAUGCGAACUAAGAGUACAGCUAGUCUUCCAUUCCCAUUGAUCUUCAUGGGAACACUAGUCACGUUUCAAUGGUUGCUUUAUGGUUUAAUAAUUGACAAUGGUUUCAUUAUUUUCCAAAAUGCAGUAGGAUUCACGUUAUCGGCAGCACAACUGUCACUCUUCGUAAUUUACCCCUCAAAAGCAACAGACUCUAUAAAAGAGGAGGAUAAGAAAAAAUAAAAUGUAUAAUAAAAAUUCUUGAAGCGUUAUUAUAUAUAUAUAUAAUUGUGAA
This is a messenger RNA of Cephus cinctus (wheat stem sawfly), 1058 nucleotides long. RefSeq names its product sugar transporter SWEET1. The transcript has 6 exons. Gene Ontology annotation, biological process: carbohydrate transport. The coding region runs from base 344 to 1006 and encodes 220 amino acids. NCBI's taxonomy places the organism in Eukaryota, Metazoa, Arthropoda, Insecta, Hymenoptera, Cephidae. The record is from RefSeq and is a predicted model, not a curated record. Gene Ontology annotation, molecular function: sugar transmembrane transporter activity. Gene Ontology annotation, cellular component: membrane.